AAACCACAUGCAGACGCACGGUCCACGUCGCCAUUGACUGCAUGAAACACCAACUAUCUGUCCGCUCCCGACAAGCGAGCUGGUGCUUUGCGUCACAUCAGCUGGGUGGCUUAAAGGAUUGUAUCAUGAUGAGGAAUAUGCGGCAAUGGCAUCUCUGGCAUUUAGACCAUGGCCUCGCAACCCUCCACAAGGCGGCUCGCUGAAGGAGGUGCUUGGGCGUGUUAGUGUCGAGCGCGGCCAUUUCCGCAACAUUACCGAAGCUUCACUGCAGGAAGAGGUAGCAGCAGAAGGUGCGCUUGAGCUGAGUGAGAGCGAGGAUGACGAGGCAGUAGAAGGGCAGCGCGAUGCGGCUCCGUCCAUCGCGAAGCCGGCUACGCGCGAGGACUUGUACAAGGCGAAGUAUGACAUGCUGCAGCAUCUGGACGCUGCACACAACGAUGUCAUGCUGGCACUGGACUUUGUGUCUCUACUGUUGUCGAAAGACAACAAGCAAGCUGCUUCCACAAUUUCGCCGGCAUUAAAGAAUGAGAUCCCAGUCGGCACGCUAGGUAUCGAUCUCUGGCAGAAUAUGCCCAAAGACAGGGCACGAGAGACACAAGAUGAACUCCUGUCUACCAAGGUUCGUAUGGAAAGUUUACAGAACAGCGCUAACAGCUUGCUCGCGGCUGCCAACAGACUGGAGGACAACGUCCGCAAGGAAACGCAGUACUGGUCGGAAGUGCUGUCCAUCGCUGACAAGGGCUGGAACGUCUGCCGUCUACCUGGACAACAGCGGCGUCUCGGCGUGACAUUCGGCUUCAGCGAAAGUGCACCGGACUUCUCCAGGCGAGGCGUGGCCGGGCUUAAUCCUGGCCCAGAUGGAGGCGUCGCCCUCGAUCGUGGCAUCGGCGUCAAGCCGAAGGCUUUACGGGUGCAAUUGAGGCGCGGCGGAGCUGUAGUGGGUACCUCCCCGAUCCCUACCCUUGCCGAGGGCGGAGAGACCGCACUGGAAGCCCGCAUACGAUACGCUCGUGAUGGCCUUUUCGACGAGGAAUUGUACCACGAGAUCGUCCGGGAAAGCCGUUCCUUGGCUUCACUGGGAGUGAAUGUAGAGGGCCAAGCGGUCAGCUUCAAAUCUCAGCCGACCGCCGAGGGCCUGGUAGAAUGCCGUUUCGAGCUCAUUUCGCUGGACGAGGCGGACACUCCGCCAUCACCGGAUGAACGGCAGACAUAUUUGGCUCAUGCAAUAUCUAUCGCUGCGCGACUCUUGCUAUCUCAAGCGCACCGUGACCGGUUGCAGAAACGACAAGAAAUACCGCUUCCUCUCUCUGGGAACAAAGAAGAGCGCGCGGUUCUACGUAUACUACGGCCCCUCAUGGCAUUCAUGUUACACGACACAGCCAUCGGCCAGGUCAACAGUCUUGUAACAUGCGCCCAGAGUCUGCUCACCGGAGCGAAGGUUGCACACGAAGUUGAGCGCGCAAGCUUCCAACCACCAACCUUGGAAGAUGCUGUUACUUCAGAAGCUUUGAUGGCUGCACUCAUGAAGCCAUGGCUAUCACAGAUCACUCUCAGUUUGAGGGAUUCUGAACAAGUAGUGCUCAAGCUGGAGACUACACUCGCUAGUAGGUUUGGAACACUGUACUCUCUCGACGGACCGUUCCACAAGCAAGCGUAUCGCUUCGACAGCUUUUUAGAGGCCCGGCAAGCCUUCGAUGAGGUGCUGGCAUCUGUGCUUGCGGACUUGCUGUAUCCGGCCCUAGGAGAAGGCUGGAAGUGCAAUAUUCGAGAAGCGUUACUUACAAAGAGCACAAGUGCCGAAGGUGCAGAAGCCGCGAUUUGGAUCACCGUCAACAGUGAAACUGGAUCUUUGGCUCUCAGCUCCCCAACCAAGAAGAUAAAUUGGGCUUCAGGAGACUCUUCAAAUCCAAAUCAGUCAUUGCUGGAAGCAUGCAAAGAACUGGUCGGGUAGAGGGAGAGGGUGGUGAUGAUUUUGCUAAAGAGUCCGAAGUUAUGACGGGGAUCGCGGCGAAGACCACAGCGGCCGGGCUCCUAAGUCUCACAACCGGCAUGAGCCUAUACCAGUAACACAGAUAGCUCACUCUCAUUCAAUUGUGGACCAAGUCCGGUAUCCUUGUUGUCCUAGCCAGUGUGUGCACGCCGGACCAUGCUUGUGUGUCUGCGGCAUAUACUGUUCGUUUGACGUGAUCUGGAAAGGACGCAAGGCUUCACAACCAUCUAGAAACUUUCCCCAUCUGCACAAUCACAACUCUUUCGUCCCGAGUGGCCGAGGGACAAUGUUCCGGUGGUCUGAGCUUACCGCAGGGCGGUGUCGGU
This is a messenger RNA of Baudoinia panamericana UAMH 10762, 2316 nucleotides long. RefSeq lists its product as uncharacterized. Gene Ontology annotation, biological process: regulation of transcription by RNA polymerase II. The record is from RefSeq and is a predicted model, not a curated record. Gene Ontology annotation, cellular component: core mediator complex; mediator complex. Gene Ontology annotation, molecular function: transcription coregulator activity. The transcript has a single exon. NCBI's taxonomy places the organism in Eukaryota, Fungi, Ascomycota, Dothideomycetes, Mycosphaerellales, Teratosphaeriaceae. The coding region runs from base 146 to 1951 and encodes 601 amino acids.